AUGGAGUUAUAGCAUCGUUUGUAUUUCUAGACAUUCCUCAAAAUGGCGGCAAUCGGGCGGCCGAUUGUUCAAAAUAUUUGACUUGUGGCAAAAUGUCCAACAUAUGAACGAAGUACAAAUGUUUAGAAGCUUCAUUCCUUUUAUUAUAGCCAAGAUAUAGAUAAGUGCAGAAGUAUUAAGUUUUGUAAACAUCAAAUUUGUUACAGCAAUGCCAACUUAUUUCUUCUACUUAUAAUUUAGGAAAUUCUAACAUAUUAAAUAAUAUGGAAAGUGGCAUAGAGCUUCAAAAUGCUGAGACCAUUGCUGUUGUCAAUGAUGGCGAUGGCUUGGUUAAAAUGGAAUCCGAACAAUCUAAUGUGGAGUUGGCAAAAGAAUUGCACAAUGAACAAGAAAACAAAUGUUCCUGUGAAAAUAAAAAUUGUGAAAUUCGUAAUUCUAACUCUAACCAUGAAAAUGAUAAAUUAUAUCCAUCAUCUAGUAAAGAAUCACAUCAGUGCAAUUAUUGUGGUGGAUACUUUGAAUGUAUAUUUGCAUAUCGUAGACAUCAUCUAAAAUGUUGGCGAGCAUUUUGUCGAAAAGCAACUUUGAGCCAGAAUAGUACAGAAAGUAAUAAACCUUUUGAAAAGAAAGAUUUUUCAGUGAACAACACAAAUAUUAAUUCCAGAAAAAGCUGUAAUAUAUGUGGCUUGAAAUUUAGGUCUCGAUUACAAUAUGCGAUGCAUGUUCGUAGGAAAAAGUUCUGUCGUCCGCCGCCAUUUAUCUGUGGGAAAUGUGGAAGAGUUUUUAAGCAUCUUCAUCUUUUAAUUAGUCAUGAAAAACGCAAAAUACCUUGCACUCUUAUGGGAACAAAAAGCGGAGAAUCCACAAGUCAAAAGAACACUGCUUCUCCAGUUGAAUUAGAAGACCAAAGUGCUGUUAAGAAAAAUGAUGAUAUAGUUAACUGUGAGAUAUGUGGCAUGCAGUUUGCAUCUUUUCAGUGGUAUGAAAAGCACAUUUCACAAACAAACUGUUUCAGACUCAGAGAUGGUAAAAUGCCAAAUAUCUCUCAGAAAAAAUUUAAAACUCCAUAUCUAGAAAAAUUUAGAACUGUUCGUGGUUAUAAGUGCAAAAGAUGUGGUCAUCUUUUUCGCUAUCCAUAUCGUUUGAGAGAUCAUCUUAUGCGUAAAGUACCGUGCAUACCUAGAAGUGCUAGAAAAACCAUGCCUCCAGUAAAAUCUCUAUCAAGUGAAAGUCAAAAAGAUGAAACUAAUGUAAUUGACAAUAUUGUAGAAGAAAAAUGUCCAAAUAUCGAAAAUACAAAUGCUAAUGUAGGUAGAAAAAUUAUUAGAAAAUAUUGGAAAAUUGCAAAUACACACUCAAAACAAAGAAAACGGCAAGUGGAUGUUAUGAAUAAAUAUGGAACUUUAAUAUGUUGUAUUUGUAACAAAAAAUUUUUUAAUUCAUAUACAUGGAACAAUCAUCUACGUAUACAUUCCACUGCAGGAGAAAAGUGUUUCGUUAAAUGUCCUGUUUGUCAGACCGUUUUUCGUUCUGCAUAUAUGCUCUACUGCCAUCAGAAGAAAACCAACCAUUGGGGAAAAUUGAUGAAGAGUCGUAUAAAUUACUGCCAGUGUCCGUUUUGUGGAAAGAAAUUUUCAUAUGUUGGAUCAAGAAAAAAUCAUGUACAACUUCACAUGCAGGAUUAUCCAUCAGCUGUAAAAGAAUUUUUGGAAAAUACAACAUGUUCAAGUUGCAAUAUUCACUUUGUUUCGGAAGCUAAAAAAUUAGCUCACAUGAGGAAAGUCCACUUAACAGAAUCUGAUAUAAAAACAGAAAAUGUUGAAAAUUGCACUAAAGGAAAGCAAAAAAUUAAACAAGAAUUUCCACCUCAAUCUUCUCAAGUACGAAAUUUUAGUAGUACAAAUAUUAAUGUUGCUGUUUCCAAUAAGAAAAAUGUAUUAGGUGAAGAUAAAGCAUCGGAAUUGCAUUCAUGUACUUUUUGUUUUAAAAAAUUCUCACGCUUAAGUUUUUUGAUUCGUCAUCAUCAAGAAACCCACAAUGAAUGCUUAACUUUUCAGUGUGGUGCUUGUAAUCAAAAAUUCUCAAAUAAAUCCAUGAUUUCCCAACAUAUCAAAAGAAAACACAGAGCUAUUCCAAAAAGUAAUCUGAUUAUUAAAAUUGAUAAAGCAUCAAAUUCAGAAAUAGAACCAAAACUUGAGGAUGAAGAUGAAGAGGAGGAGGAUGAAAAUGAAACAAAGGAUGAACAAACUUUGCAUUUUCAGUCACAGAAUAUAGAUGAUUUAAAUAACUCGAAAAGAGGAAUAUAUUCUUGUGAAUUAUGUAACCUAAAUCAUUUCAGAAAAGUGUCUGCAUUAAGACGCCACAAAAAAUCAAAACUACAUAAAGAUAAUUUGAUGCAAAGUAAACUGGGAGAAAAUGCAAAAUUAGCUUUUACCCAUGACAAGAAGAAAACUCCUAAAAUUUUAAUUUGUUCUGCUUGUAACCAAUCAUUUGAUUCCUUGAGAAAUUUUAUCCCUCAUCGUUUGAAUCAUUUUAAUUUUCAAAAUGCAGAUCCAGCAGAAACUGUCACAAAUGAGCCAUAUUAUUGUGAAAUUUGUUCAAAAGUCAUAAUUCGCCAGAAAAGAAUAGAAACCCAUUUAUUAGGCCACUUACGUAGACAUAAGGUACAGUUAAAAGAUACAAGUUGUAGCAAUGACAAUACCAAUAAUUUAAAACAAUCUUUAACUGAAAAAUUUACUGAUGUUAAAGAUAAUUCAAAAACAGAAACUGAACAAAAUGUUAAUGAUUUACAACCAGAAAAGUAUGAAGAAGGACAGAGGCGAAAGAAGGUGAACUUUACAUGUAAAGUUUGUAAACGAAGUUUCAGAACAAAACGUCUUCACACAUUUCAUGUUCGUUAUCGCUGUAGAUUUCAAUUAACAUGCGAACAUUGUAAAAAACAAUUUCCUUCUAAAAAGAAAUACAGACUUCAUAAAGAACGUUUAAGAUGCAAAGUACCACAACCUAAAUUACACUGUCAGUAUUGCUCAUUAGAUUUUUCUUCAGUUAGUGAUUUAAAGUGGCAUGAGAAAAGUUGCCAGAAAGUCCAUGGCACAGAAUCUGGAGACUUCAACCUCGAUAAUAUGAAUAAUUUAUUUCAUUGUCAGUAUUGUCAUAGUCCAUUUUUAACUUUACAAACAUGCCAAGAACAUGAGAAUUAUUGCAAGAAAGAAGCCUUUUGUUCAAUUUGUAGAUCAUAUUUUACUUCUUAUGAACUUCUUAAUAAACAUAAUAAUGAAUUUCAUACAUCAGAGAAGUUAUUAACUUGUUUAGUGUGUGGAAAAGUAUUUCAAAACAUAAAAUCACUGAAUUCACAUAUGGAAACUCACAGUAGUGAAGAAAUACACAAGUGCAGUAGUCAGACAAAUCACAAUUCAACUAAAUUAAAAUCAGAGGACAUACUGUCAUGUCAUCAUUGCAAUACAAGUUUUCAAGAGCAGCAUGACUUGAAAGAACACCUAGUCAUUCAUAAUCCUUUUACAUGUCCUGUUUGUGGGAAAGUUGAAAACAAUGUUCACGGAUUUAGAAAGCAUCCCUGUCGCCUUCCAAAUGGAACAUUAGCAACUGGACUUGUUUUUAAAAGAAAACAAACAAAGCUAAAUUAUAUUCAAAAUGACAAAGAAUUAAUUCCUAAUGUUGAACUUGAAACCAAAAAUAAUUGUUCAGAAUUAAGUAAUAAUGCAGUAGCAUUAUCAGAGGAAACUUCAGAAUUGGAUAAAGUUAACAGAAAUCAUGAAGAGGGCAGCACAGAGAAUAAUGACGAAUUCAGGGAAAAAAUGCCUUUGGAUAUUCUCCGCGAUAACUUUUCUCAGUUACUAUAUUUAUUUGUUGCCGAUCCAGAAUUAAUGUCUCAAUUUGGAUGGGGCCAAAGGUUAAUUGAUGAUGUCUUGGACGAUGUGCUUCAGAACAUGGGGCAGAAUUCCAUUGAUCGAGACUCCUCUCUCUCUGAACUGGAGCGCCUUCGCGAAAACAUCAGAGUUCUCUUGAGAAUAUGUAUCAAAGAUCAAGUGAUGGAUGCUGUAGAUAGUAACAAUAAAUCCAUAGAUGAAAUUGUAAUAGACAUGCUUGGAAUGUGUCAGGCCAGCUUGGAAGGUCAGACGACCAUAUCGGACAAUACUUCUUGAGUGAAACUACUGCCAUUAAAUUUGUUUAAAAUGUAUUUGGUAAAUGAUAAAAAGAAAAAAAAUGAAAAAAAAUUGCUAAGGUACAAAAUGUAUAAUUGUCCUAUCAAUUGAUAAUUACUAUUUCAUCAUAAAAGGGCAUUUUGUAUUACCCAUUCUUAGUAAGUAUUGUAUUUUAUUAAUAUUUUACACUUUUAGUCUUUGAGUAGUUACAUGUAGAUUGAAUUUAAAUGUAUAUUCUUAUAUUAUUUAGUAAUGUUUUGCACUGGUAAGUUUCCCAAAAAAUUACACUAAGUCUUUUGAAAUGUUAAGCUCUCUCAGAAACUGUCAAAUGCAAAGAUCGAGAUGAUAAACCCCAUUCAUUUUUUGUAUGUAACAUUUAUACACUGAGCUAUUGCAAAAUAAUUUCUGGUUAUGACAAACAUUAUGUAAUAUACUGUUAAUGAAUUUUAAACAGUAAAUUUAUGUAAAACUGAUAGAGGGUCAAUAUUUUUAAUCUAGUUUAGUUUGAAAAUAAAAGACAAAUGUGUUAGUUUUUUGCAAUUACCUGUUCAUAUAAAAACAUUUGUGAAAGUUGAAAAACAUUUUAAUAUAAAUAUCAUUGCACAGCUUGAGAAAAUAUGGGAUUAAAAAUAUUUUAAAAAUUAAUGUGUAGUCUAAUUAUUAUUAUUUGAAUGUCAUUAAAUUCAUGAAGUAUAAAUUGAUUUAAAUUAAUUAUUUGUUUCUUUAUGCUUUGUUGGUUAAUGUUUUUACAUAAUUAUCUCGAAUCAGAAGCAAUUUUGCUGUGCUUUUUAAGUAAGCUAAUUAAUUAUUAAAGCUAGAUUCAAUGUAGUUUUUAUUUGAAUGUCAAAAUUAAUAUUAAUUUUAUACCAAAUUUCAUAAUUUAAUCCUGUAUAUAUGUAUGUAGAUGAAUCUUCAAACUUAUUUUUCAAAUACCAGUUUGUUCCAUGGUAUUUUAGUAAUCAUGAAAGUAUAUGAUUAUGAUCAUUAAAAUGUAUUUGGCUACUGCAUUAAAUAUACUGUGUUUGUUAUAUAUCAGAAUUUAAUUCAGUAAUGUGCGUAACAUUUAUAGUUAUUUGGCUAUGUUUGUGGUGAAAUAAACAUAGUGUAAUGGCUGAUUAUUUUAGGAAGAAAAUGCAUAUUAUUUUAUAAGAGAGAUAUUUCAAUAUCAUAAAAUACAGAAAACAGAUGCCAUAUUUAUUCUAAUAAACAGUGCAGUGCAGCUGCAAGAUGAAAAUUUAUAGUCUCCUCUAAUAGUAAGUGUGCCUUUUAUCAGAAUAUGAUAAGGCUAAUUGCAAAAUGAAAAACUGCACAUUCUAUUCAGCAUUGUAAUUGCUACUGAAAUUUUGAUUGAUGUGUCAAAAUCUAUUUUUUACCAUAUGUUGAAAUGAACUUUGAGUGUUUUGACAUUGCACUGUUUAAAUAAUAAUAAUAGUGGAAAAUGUUACCUGAUUUAUUCCAUUAAUAGUUAUACCUAAUUCUGGACAAUAGAAAUAAUAGUUACUGUUGAAUAACAGUUGUGUGCAAUUGAACAAAGAAUAGAAUAUUAAUUAAAGGAAUACAAAUUUACAAGAUUACUAUGUACAUUUUUUAGAAUAAAUGCUAAUUACCAUAACGUAUUAUAGAGUUGUGUUAUUUAUCCAGUACACUGAAGGUAAUUUUGAUAUUGCAAAAUAGUAUUUAAGGGAAAAACUUUGAUGAUACAAUAAUAGUUACAACUGUUAUUCUAAUAAAUCAAUAUAAACCAUACAGCUGCAAGAUGAAAAAGUUAUAGACAGCAUGCUAUUUAUUAGAAUAAAUGUGGUAUAUAUCAAAGUUUUCAAGAAUUGUUAACCUUGGUUAUAUAACUGUACAUAAAAUUAGUUGCAGCUUUUACAUAAAGUAUAUAAUUUUGAUCCUACUUGUAUUAUAUGUUUGAUCAAAGCAAAUUAAAAUUGCUUAAUUGACUGAAUCAACCUUUAAUUCAGUGUGCUGAACAUUUUAUUGAAUGAACAUAUAUUCUUCAAUAAAAAACUAUACUUUUCAGUUUACAUUGGCUGUAUUCAGCAGAGUAAACAGUUGUAACUGAGCAAAGGUAUUUCAGUCAGUAGUUGUUACAUAGUUACAUCUGCUGAACAAUGAGUGAUGUAUGCGUUGGAACAGUCAUCAUUAGUCAGUUACAGCUAGCAAUAGGUAACGUGAGUGUAAGAUACUACUAAAUGUGACAUAAAAACACCAAACAUGUUCCGAAACAGCACUACUGUAAAGGACAUUCAGCAGAAAAAUAUUCAAUGGCUCCAGAACUGUUGAGUUUACGCUAUACAUAUGCAGCUACUUUCCUUUUUCCAGCUUUUAUUUUUGACAUUUAUCUUUGAAAUACUUUACUUGAUCCAUUCUAGUAAUAAAACUUAGUAAUUAAUUGAUAUAAUAUUUAAAAGAUGUUCUUAAAAAAUUAGUUUCGUCAAUCAGUAUAUAUACAGUAUAUGUAUUGGUUGAUCAAUAUACAGUAGAGCGUCGAUU
Messenger RNA from Centruroides sculpturatus (bark scorpion), 6659 nucleotides. Its product is annotated as zinc finger protein 845-like. The coding region runs from base 264 to 4163 and encodes 1299 amino acids. The record is from RefSeq and is a predicted model, not a curated record. Lineage: Eukaryota; Metazoa; Arthropoda; Arachnida; Scorpiones; Buthidae. Gene Ontology annotation, biological process: regulation of transcription by RNA polymerase II. Gene Ontology annotation, cellular component: nucleus. The transcript is spliced from 3 exons. Gene Ontology annotation, molecular function: sequence-specific DNA binding; DNA-binding transcription factor activity, RNA polymerase II-specific.